This is a messenger RNA of Phytophthora infestans T30-4, 3432 nucleotides long. RefSeq names its product phosphoribosylglycinamide synthetase, putative. The transcript has a single exon. Gene Ontology annotation, biological process: 'de novo' IMP biosynthetic process; adenine biosynthetic process. The record is from RefSeq and is a predicted model, not a curated record. Gene Ontology annotation, molecular function: ATP binding; phosphoribosylformylglycinamidine cyclo-ligase activity; phosphoribosylamine-glycine ligase activity. NCBI's taxonomy places the organism in Eukaryota, Oomycota, Peronosporomycetes, Peronosporales, Peronosporaceae. Gene Ontology annotation, cellular component: cytosol. Bases 1 to 3432 code for a protein of 1143 amino acids.
AUGGCUUCAACGACGCCGCUCGUGGUGCUCUGCGGAGACCGCGCGCCUGACGCGCUGGUGCAGACUGCGGCGGCUCUGCAGUCCAGCGGCUCGCGCGUGGCUUCGCUUUGCUCGCCAGCCGUGGAGGCUGCUCUGGUGGCCGCUAAGGUGCCUCAUGUGGCUGUUGCCACGCCCGCGGACGUCCAGCUCAUGCUCUCGGACCGCGUAGAGGCCGUCCUGUCUCUUCCACCCAGCGCAUCGGACGUUGGUGCCGCGGCGCACGCGCGCAUAGCUCAGUGGGUCUCAGGCGCGUAUUCAUUCGUGCGCACCGCCGCCUGGAACCACAAGCAGAUCAGUGUCGUCGUGGACGAAGCUGACUUGGCUAUGGUUCAGAGCAAGAUCUCGCGUGACGGUUCGCUUGCCUUCUCGCCACGUGAACGUCGCGCGUUGGCUGAAAAGGCCUUCGCUCUGUUCGCCGAGCUGGACAAGGCAAUCGCUUCCAGUCUCAGCGGCGACGAGGAGCCGGUACACGACGUCCUCCUGGUCGGCAACGGCGGUCGUGAGCAUGCAAUCGCCUGGAAGUUGGCGCAGUCCGCCUCCACCGGCCACAUCUACGUGGCGCCGGGCAACGCCGGCACGGAGGACGUCGCGGCCGGCAUUUCCAACGUCAACAUCGGCGUGGGCGCGCACGAUGAGCUUAUCGCGUUCGCCAAGAGUAAGGGCGUCACCUUCUGUGUCGUGGGUCCUGAGGCACCUCUGAUCGACGGUCUGGCCGACAAGAUGAACGCUGCCGGCAUCCCGGCGUUCGGCCCGAGCAAAUUGGCCGCUCAACUGGAGGCAUCGAAGGCGUUCUCCAAGGAUUUUAUGCGUCGCAACAACAUUCCUACCGCUGCGUACCAGAACUUCACGGAGUACGAGAAAGCCAAGGAAUAUCUCGACUCCAUCAACCACAACAUCGUCGUCAAGGCUUCAGGUAUUGCUGCCGGCAAAGGUGUUCUCAUCCCGACCAACAAGACUGAAGCCCAUGAAGCUCUACGUGAAGUUAUGUUGGAAAAAGCCUUCGGAUCGGCUGGCGAUGAGGUCGUUCUAGAAGAGUUUAUGACUGGAGAAGAGGUGUCGCUCCUUGCGUUCUGUGACGGCGAGCGUGUGGUGUGCAUGCCUGGCGUACAGGACCAUAAGCGUAUUUCGGACGGCGACCAAGGUCCCAACACGGGCGGUAUGGGUGCAUACGGCCCCGCUCCGUGUCUUACUAGUGAGCUGGAACGCGAGUGUGUGGACGUUGUGGAGCGUGUGAUCGCUGCGAUGAAGAAGGAGGGAAUGCCGUACGUUGGUGUGCUGUACCCGGGCUUCAUGCUCACCCCUACGGGUCCCAAGAUCGUCGAGUUCAACUGCCGUUUCGGUGACCCCGAGACUCAAGUUGUGCUGCCGCUGCUGCACUCUGACCUGUUCGAGAUCAUGCGUGCGUGUGUGGAACACCGUCUGGAGCGUUCGCUUGUGUCGUGGAAGAGUGGAGCUGCAGCUACCAUUGUGAUGGCGUCGCAGGGAUACCCGAACAGCUACCCUAAGGGCAAGAUCAUCACCGGUCUGGAUGAUGCGCAGUCUCUGAAGGACGUCGAUGUAUUCCACGCCGGUACAGCGAACGCAGAUGGCAACAUCGCGACGUCAGGUGGCCGCGUACUUGCUGUUACUGCAGUGGGUCCCUCGCUUCAGGGCGCUUUGGACCGCGCGUACGAAGGAGUCUCGAAGAUCCACUUCGAGGGUGCUCAGUACCGCUCGGAUAUCGGUCUAAAGGGCUUGUUGCACGGCGCUAAGAAGCUCAAACUGGCUGUGUUGGGCUCGACUCGUGGCAGCAGCAUGCAGCCGAUCAUUGAUGCUAUUGAAGCAGGCGAACUGAACGCCAGUAUUGACAUCGUGGUGAGUGACAAGGCUGCUGCGGGCAUCCUGGAGCGCGCCAAGACGCACAAUAUCGAGUCGGUGGCUCUGUCGGCCAAGAAUUUGUCACGUGCUGACUUCGACGCUCAAGUGUCUGACGUGCUGAAGAAGAAGAACGUGGAUCUCGUGCUGCUUAUCGGAUACAUGCGCAUUAUGUCGGGCGAGUUCUGCAAGGAGUGGGAGAACAAGGUACUGAACGUGCACCCGUCGCUGCUGCCCGACUUCGCUGGUGGCAUGGAUCUCGCUGUGCAUCGUGCUGUGCUGGAAGCCAAGAAGACCGAGAGUGGCUGCACUGUCCACUUCGUUACCGAGGAGGUGGACGCUGGUCCCAUCGCUGUGCAGAUGAAGUGUCCCGUGCUGGAGAACGACACUCCGGAGUCGCUCAAGGCGCGUGUGCAGCCCCUGGAAGGUGCUGCCUUCCUGCACGCCAUCAGGUUGGCUCAGACUGGUCUGCUGUUCAAGAACGGAAAGAAGGAAAUCACGUACGCUGACGCCGGUGUGAGUAUCGACGCCGGUAACGAGCUGGUGAACAGGAUCAAGCCGCUUUGCAAGUCGACGGUGCGUGUGGGCUGUGACGCUGAUCUCGGUGGAUUUGGCGGCAUCUUUGACCUGCAAGCUGCUGGCUACGAUAAGGACACGGCACUCGUGGCAUGUACGGAUGGUGUGGGUACCAAGUUGCGUGUGGCGCAGCUGGCCAAGAAGCACGACACUGUUGGUAUUGACCUCGUUGCCAUGUGUGUCAACGACCUCAUUGUGCAGGGCGCUGAGCCGCUGUUCUUCCUGGACUACUAUGCUACUGGCAAGCUGGAGGUGGACGAGGCUACUGAUGUGGUCAAGGGUAUCGCGGAGGGCUGUCGUCAGUCGGACUGCGGUCUUAUCGGUGGUGAGACGGCUGAAAUGCCGUCCAUGUACCACGACGGAGACUACGAUAUGGCUGGCUUCUGUGUCGGUGCUGUGCGUAAGAACGCUAUCUUGCCUUUGCCGGUCGAAGCUGGCUUUGCUGUGCUGGGUCUGACGUCGUCGGGUGUGCACUCGAACGGCUUCUCUUUAGUGCGUAAGCUCGUUGAGGUGUCGGGUCUCGCUUACAGCGACCCGUGUCCGUUUGAGGUUGGCAAGACUCUGGGUGAGAGUCUACUUACCCCCACCAAGAUCUACGUGAAGCAGUUGAUGCCUACGGUCAAGUCGAGACUCAUCAACGCGCUCGCUCACAUUACCGGCGGUGGUCUUCUGGAGAACAUCCCGCGUGUAUUGACCAAGGACUUGGCUGUGGACAUUGACUGCGCUAGCUGGCCUUUGCCUCCGGUCUUCAAGUGGCUGCAGAAGAUGGGGAACCUCUCCAACACCGAGUUGGCCCGCACCUUCAACUGCGGUAUCGGCAUGGUGCUGCUCUUGCCUGAGGCUAACGUGGCUGAGGUGACGCGCCAAGUGGAAGCUACUGGCGAGAAGGUGUAUCGUCUGGGUACGACUAUUGCACGUGCUGCGGAUGCCGAGCAGGUUGUGCUGCGUGGCACCAUGGCGUAG